CCAGCCAGCGUCCCCGAAUUGCGCCUGCGUGCGCGGCGUCGACCGCAGCGGGGUUUGCAGCUGCUGCGUCCUCUAGGAAGCGAGAGUCAGGUCGGGCCGCCGGCCUGUUGCAGGGGCCGCCAUGUUGCGCUCCGCUGCUUUUCGGGACCUCUUUAGACGUUCGAUUAAACAGAUCCGAUGUUUUCAUACGACAACUUCAUGCAAUGGUGGUGGAGGAGCUUUGUUUGUGCACAGAGAUACUCCUGAAAACAAUCCAAAUACCCCAUUUGAUUUUACACCUGAAAACUAUAAGAGAAUAGAAGCAAUAGUAAAUAACUUCCCAGAGGGACACACAUCUGCAGCUGUCAUGCCAGUCCUGGAUCUAGCCCAAAGACAGCAUGGAUGGCUACCUAUAUCUGCUAUGAAUAAGGUUGCUGAGAUUCUACAGAUACCUCCAAUGAGAGUAUAUGAAGUUGCAACAUUUUAUACAAUGUAUAAUCGUAAACCUGUUGGAAAAUACCAUAUUCAGAUCUGCACUACCACACCUUGUAUGUUGCAGGAUUCUGACAGCAUAUUGGCUGCUAUUCAGAAGAAGCUUGGUAUAAAAGUUGGGGAAACAACACCUGAUAAACUCUUCACUUUGAUUGAAGUAGAAUGCUUGGGUGCCUGUGUAAAUGCACCAAUGGUGCAAAUAAAUGAUAAUUAUUAUGAAGAUCUGACAACAAAAGAUAUUGAAGACAUAAUUGAUGAACUAAAAGCUGGGAAAGUUCCAAAACCUGGUCCAAGGAGUGGGCGCUUCUCAUGUGAACCAGCUGGUGGUCUGACUUCUCUGACAGAACCACCCAAGGGGCCUGGAUUUGGAGUUCGGUCUGACCUUUAAGACUGUAUAGACUAUAAGAAAUCACUUGAGAAAAUAACAUCCAAAACUGUUGACAGCUCAAAAUGAGUAUUCAAUUUUGAACAUAAAUAUGUAUGAAUGUUAACUGAUAGUUCAAAAGUAUUGGAGGGACGUCUAAAACCUUAUUGUCGAAACACAUGGAAAUGCCUUUAAAUUAUUGCUGAAUAAGAAUUGUAAUGGGGCCAGGAAAGAUUUGAGUAAGCCUCAAAUGCAGAAUAUAGCUGAAUUAGUUUCAUAUAACACUCUUUAAAUGGUAGCACAUAAACAGUGCUUACAGACUUCUGAAUAAAACAAAUUUUACUUAA
Hemicordylus capensis (graceful crag lizard) is the source of this 1182-nucleotide messenger RNA. RefSeq names its product NADH:ubiquinone oxidoreductase core subunit V2 (gene NDUFV2). Bases 122 to 859 code for a protein of 245 amino acids. The record is from RefSeq and is a predicted model, not a curated record. Gene Ontology annotation, biological process: mitochondrial electron transport, NADH to ubiquinone. The transcript is spliced from 8 exons. NCBI's taxonomy places the organism in Eukaryota, Metazoa, Chordata, Lepidosauria, Squamata, Cordylidae. Gene Ontology annotation, molecular function: NADH dehydrogenase activity.